Cryptomeria japonica (Japanese cedar) is the source of this 2987-nucleotide messenger RNA. RefSeq lists its product as uncharacterized. The transcript has 18 exons. Bases 159 to 2189 code for a protein of 676 amino acids. Lineage: Eukaryota; Viridiplantae; Streptophyta; Pinopsida; Cupressales; Cupressaceae. The record is from RefSeq and is a predicted model, not a curated record.
CUUUUUUCUGGGCUCGACACUACUUAUAAAAAUGGCUUUCACAAAUCCUCACAUGAAUUCUAUGAACUCAUGGUUUGUCUGAGCCUAGAUUUCACUUGUCAGCCUAAUGGAAUUAAAAGUUCUGAUUUGUCUCCUAGCGGUUUCAUAUACGUGCAACCAUGGGGGAUAGUGCUAACAACAUUUCUUCAUUAAUUCAUCGUAUUGAGCAACUUGAGCAAGAACGUGAAGAGUUGCGCAAAGAUAUUGAACAGUUGUGUAUGCAACAAGCAGGAACUGGCUACAUAGGUAUUAUAACGAGGAUUCAGGCCCAGAGGACUGCAGGUUUGGAGCAGGAGAUUGAAACAUUGAAGCAGAAGCUAGUUGCGUGCACACGAGAUAAUCACACUCUUCAAGAGGAGCUUUCAGAAGUUUAUCGCAUUAAAAGCCAAUUUGCAGAUUUAUAUAAAUCAGAGCUCGAGAAGAAUUCUGAGGCAGAGAAGCAAAUUAAAUUCUUUCAAAGUCGAGUAGCCGCUGCAUUUUCUGACAGGGAUCGUGCUCUAAUGGAGGUUGAGAGGGCUCAUGAGAAAGAAAAGGCCAUGUCUGAUAAACUGAACGAGCUCCAAAACAGGAUAGAAGAAAUUACAGCAGAUCAUCUAGAGGAAGCGAAACUUUGCUGUGAACUGCAAUGCAAUUUAGGGGAGUCAAAAGCGGAAAUUGCAAAGUUGGAACAGGUUGUUGAAAAGUUUUAUCAAAUUCGGCAAGCAGCUGUUGGGGUUCUUGAUAAGGAAACUGAUGAAGAUCAGGCAGUUUGCCUUCUACAGGACCCUGCAUACAUGUGGAGUUUCAGCAAAACAGAGGAUUAUCGCACUCAGAUGGUUGCUAUGCAAGAGGAGUUAACAUCUUCUAGAGAUUUUGUAGAAAAACUACAUAAGCGGCUGGAAGAGACACGUGCUUCUGAAGAUCAUCUAAUGCAGUGCGUGAACACUCUUGAAGCCAAGCUGAAGCACUCAGAAAACAUAAAAAAGAAUGAGAUUGACCGUCUCCGUAUUUUCCAAGUUCAGAAGAGAAAUGAUAUUUUUAAUCUACUUGAGGAUGAACGGAAAUGGCUUGAAUCAAUGGCAGCAGAUAUUGAAGCUCAUGUUAAACAACAUGCCAUGGAUAGAUUGGUUGAUUUGGAUUCUCUUAAAUUGAAUGAAGAGAGGCAGAGCAUGAUCCUAGAACAAAGCGAGAGUGUCAUGCUUAAUGAAAACACAAAACAUGCAGAGGAAAAGGUCUCCGACAUCAUGCAUAUUGGUUCUGAAGAACAGUGGAAUACUGAUGAUGAUAGGAAGGCCCUUGCUCAGGCUUUACAGGAAAAAGUUGAAGCACUAUUGUUGCUCUCACAGCAGGAGGAAAGACAUUUGUUAGAGAAAAACACAAAUGCAGCUCUUGAGGAAAAAACAAGGGAACUUCAGCAGAAGUUAUCACAAGUCACAAACGAGAAAGUAGCAGCACUAAUGGAGUUAGCACAGCUAAGACAACAAUACCAGCAGCUAGAAGAGCACCGGAGACAGAUAACUCCAGUGUCCAAGCAACAGCUUAGUUCCAAAUCUGGUUCCAUGGCUGUUGUAAAUGAUAAUAAAGAUUGGAGGGUAAAACAUUUACUGAAGCGUACUUACCUCAAGCACUGGUUGAGGGGCAUAGACAUUCCUGGGAUUAAGGCUAAUACUCGUUUUGAUGGAGAUGAUAGUAGUUCCACUGCAAGCAAGUCAAAUGAUGCCAUGGACUAUGCUAGAAUGAGGGUUGAGAAUGCUUCUCUACAGGAAAGCAUGGCAAACAUUGAACAUCUUACCACAUCAAUUCAUCGUCUUCGGCAUUCUCUUUUCAAAGCAAAAGAAGAUGCGUUCAAAUCAUCUGCCACUGAAGCUGCUUUAGAAGUAAUUGAUGGCAUUGUGAAUGAAGCUCAGCAUAUAAAGACAGCACUUGGAAGCUCUCUUCCAGUUAGCUGGUCAGCAGACAGCACUUCAGAUAUCCCUGAUUCCUCAGAAUCGGAGAUUGCAGCUGAUGGUACAGAAGAUCACACAAUUAGUGGACUGGACUGUGUCUCAUCAGCAGGACUUGAGCUUGUAGAACUUCUGAUCUUGGCUUCAGAACUGCAGAAAACAGAAAUUAUGUGCAUGCCAAAACAAGCAGCAAUUCUUGAGAAUUCCUUAGGGGAGUUUCCUUCUUGAGCUUUCAAGGUUAAGAGACCUUAAAAGUUCAUCUACAAGAUGGGGAAAAGUUUCAAGCUCAUUGCUCUGGAAUAUUUGAAAUGCAUUCUUUUAUUGUCUGCCUUGAAUUUGUUUUUCCUAAUGUUUGAGUGAUCAGAAAUGCAGUUCAGGUUAAGUGCCUUGGGUCUGUACUAACGAUACUAGAAGCUAUAGGUCCACCUACAUCAAAUCCUAUAACCAGUAACCUUGGCAGGGAGAGGAGGAUAAAUUUCUUGAAGGCCUUCUCCCAAUAGGUCAAGGGAGGAGGGCAUAUGAUCUACCUUAUUUGUUUAAGCUGAUAUGCAAGCAGCAUUCUUAUUAUGGUUCCCUUUAUGGCUUCAGGGACUGUAACCAACAGUGUUGUACAUGCUACAACCUAAGCUUUUGUAUAGAUCUUAAUAGUUCAGUGGAUGAACAGCAGGUAGGACUUGUACGAUAGAAUAUUAGUCUACCGAAAAUGAAGGGAAACUUGAUUCUUCAUUGGUUUUCCAGAUAUUGCCUAUCAAUCGAGAAAAGUUCAUGGAAAGUAUUUUUUUUCUGAUAUCCAAUUGUGAAACACCGUCUGAAUUUCUUCACGAGAUUUUCUAUUAAUUUGUAGUGUACAAUUCCAUGAAAUUAUAAUGAUUGUACGUACCUUAAAGGUUAGGUGAAGCCUGAACUCAUUCUAUGGUCUGGCUCGCAUUCUUUGUAAUUCCUACAGAAAUGCUAUGAUGCUGUAUUAAUAGCAUGAAUGACCACAAACAUGCGACUGUUGUGAUAAAUAGUUUAUUUCGAAUUGUA